This is a messenger RNA of Phytophthora sojae, 1179 nucleotides long. RefSeq lists its product as hypothetical. Lineage: Eukaryota; Oomycota; Peronosporomycetes; Peronosporales; Peronosporaceae. The record is from RefSeq and is a predicted model, not a curated record. Bases 1 to 1179 code for a protein of 392 amino acids. The transcript has a single exon.
AUGACCAAGUGGUGGUUUGUGGCCGUGCUGACGGCGCUGCUGGCCACGCCCAGCCUCGUGCUGGGUGCCUGCCCCAACAAGUGCUCCGGCCACGGCAAGUGCGACCUCAACGACGUCUGCGACUGCAUGCAGAACUGGAUCGGCGGCGACUGCUCUGGCCGCCAGUGCCCGUUCACUCGCGCGUGGCACGACACGGCCCAGCGGGAUGACGACGCGCACUACUACGCCGAGUGUGCCAACCGUGGUUCGUGUGACCGCUCGACGGGGGAGUGCGCGUGUGACGCCGGGUUUGUCGGCAGCGGGUGCCGCCGGAUGCAAUGCCCCAACGACUGCAGCGGCCACGGAACGUGCGAGUUCAUCGAGGAGCUGGCCGGAGAUAAUUUCCACAAGCGCAUUCAAGGCGUGAGCGGCCGGAAGUAUUCGCUGUGGGAUCAGGAGAAGAUCAUGGGCUGCGUGUGCGACGCCAACUACGAAGGCCACGAUUGCUCGCUCCGCACGUGUCCAAAGGGUGACGAUCCGCUGACGCCCAACCAAAAAGACAUGGUGCAAGCCAUCAAAAUCAAGCAGUCCGGUGGUUCUGGAUACCUCACGUACCACGACCCGUACGGCAACGCCUACACAACUGAGAAGAUCACCUUUGGCGCCGCAGCAGGGACCAAUGAUGACACGACGUGUGCCAACAUCCAGCAGGCCCUACGACGUUUGCCCAACAAUGUACUGAACGGCGUCACUGUGUCGGCCGCGGCAUCAUUUUACUCGUUCCUUCGCACUGACCCGACCGACCCAAAAGGCUAUGGCACCGUCCUGCCAAUCUACUAUAGCGUUGCUAACACUGCCGCUGCAACUCAAGAUAGCGUGAUCUGCGAGGUAGUUUUCAAUUCCGAGCCGGGAGGUACAGGUUACCAGAACAUGCUUGAGUGCAAUGUCGCCCUACACACUGCAGUUGGUCAGCAUCCAGUGAGCGGGGUUGGAACCGGUAGCUGUGAGGUAUUCGAAGUCUACGCGGAUGCGGACGUUGUGGCGGGCAGUAUCAUUUCGGCGACCACGGUAGUGCAGCGUCCGCUGACUGAGCUGGCGGAGUGCUCUGGCCGCGGCACUUGCGACUACAGCACAGGGGCCUGCACGUGCUUUGCUGGCCACAUGGGUUUGGCGUGCGAAAGCCAAGAGGCGCUCGUGUAG